AUGUCUACUUUUGCUAAACCAGAGAAUGCUUUGAAACGGGCUGAAGAAUUAAUAAACGUUGGUCAAAAACAAGAUGCACUUCAAGCUCUUCAUGAUUUAAUUACAUCAAAGAGGUACAGAGCAUGGCAGAAAACACACGAAAAAAUGAUGUUCAAGUACACCGAGCUGUGUGUUGACAUGAGGAGGGGUAGAUUUGCCAAAGAUGGUCUCAUCCAGUAUCGAAUAAUAUGCCAACAAGUUAAUGUAAAUUCAUUAGAGGAAGUCAUAAAGCACUUCAUGGAUCUUUCAACCAAGAGGGCUGAGUUGGCACGUACACAGGCUGAAGCUUUAGAGGAAGCUUUAGAUGUUGAUGAUCUUGAAGCUGACAAAAGACCAGAAGAUCUAAUGUUAAGCUAUGUCAGUGGUGAAAAGGGAAAAGAAUGCUCUGAUAGAGAGCUUGUGACUCCAUGGUUCAAGUUAUUAUGGGAGACUUAUAGAACAGUUCUUGAAAUCCUGCGAAACAACUCCAAGUUAAUGGUACUUUAUGCAGAUACAGCACAUCGUGCGUUUCAAUUCUGCAAACAAUACAAAAGAACAACUGAGUUUCGUAGGCUUUGUGAGAUCAUCAGGAAUCAUCUUGCUAACUUAAACAAAUACAGAGAUCAAAGGGAUAGACCUGACCUAAAUGCCCCUGAAAGUCUACAUUUUUAUCUUGAUACAAGAUUUGAGCAACUCAAAGUUGCAACUGAGCUGGAACUUUGGCAGGAAGCUUUUCGAUCUGUGGAAGAUAUUUAUGGGCUAACAAGCAUGGUGAAGAAAAUGCCUAAAUCGUCCCUGAUGGCUAUUUACUAUGCAAAAUUGACUGAGAUCUUUUGGAUUUCAUCAAGCCAUUUAUACCAUGCGUAUGCAUGGUUUAAUCUUUUUCAACUUCAAAAGAGUUUUAAUAAGAAUCUGAACCAGAAAGAUCUGCAGUUGAUUGCAUCAUCAUUUUUGCUAGCUGCACUUUCAGCUCCUCCAUAUGAUCACCUUAAAACUGCUUCUCAUUUGGAACUUGAGCAUGAAAAAGAACGCAAUCUCAGAAUGUAUAAUCUUAUUGGAUUCAAUAUUGAUGCAAAGAUUGAGACAAGAGAUAUGCUUUCUAGGUCAUCUCUUCUUGCAGAUCUGGUUUCAAAAGGGGUGAUGACAUAUGUAACCCAAGAAGUGAAGGAUCUAUACAAUCUUCUAGAAAAUGAAUUUCUGCCAUUGGAUUUGGCAUCAAAAGUAGAGCCAUUGUUGACAAAGAUAGCAAAACUUGGGGGGGAAAUAUCAUCAGCUUCUUCUGUUCCAGAUGUGCAGCUUUCUCAGUAUAUUCCUGCUUUGGAAAAAGUAGCCACCUUAAGACUGCUACAACAGGUGUCCCAAGUAUACCAAACAAUGAAAGUUGAGACUUUAUCAAAAAUGGUUCCUUUCUUUGACUUCUCAGCUGUAGAGAGGAUCUCUGUUGAUGCUGUGAAGCAUAAUUUCAUUGCUAUGAAAGUUGACCACAUGAAGGGUGCAAUCAUUUUUGGUGAUUUGGGUUUUGAAUCUGACAUUCUACAAGACCACUUGAGUGUUUUGGCUAUAAAUCUGAAUAAAUCAAGGUCCCUAAUAUACCCUUCUCAGUCCAAAGCAUCAAAAUUGAGUGCUAUGCUACCAAGAGUGGCAGAUAUUGUAGAUAAAGAGCACAAAAAGCUUCUUGCUCGUAAAUCAAUCAUUGAAAAACGAAAAGAAGAACAAGAACGACACCUUCUUGAAAUGGAACGAGAAGAGGAGACAAAAAGAAUAAAGCUGAAGAAGAAAACCGUAGAAGCAGAACAAAAAAGACUUGCAACCGAGUUUGAAGAAAGGAAGCACCAACGAAUCCUUAGGGAGAUUGAGGAACGUGAGCGUGAAGAAGCACAAGCUUUACUAAAUGAUGUUGGAAAACGAGAGGUGACAAAGCAGUCAUUGAUGGAGCUAGCAAUGCAGGAGCAAGUUAGAGAGAGGCAGGAAAUGGAAAAGAAGAUGCAAAAACUAAUCAAGACUAUGGAUCACUUUGAAAGGGCAAAAAGGGAAGAAGCUGCACCUCUCAUUGAAGCUGCUUUCCAAAGAUGUUUAGCAGAAGAUAAACUCCGCCAUGAACGCGACCAACAGGUUGAGUUGAGCAGAGAGCGUCAUGAGGGAGAUCUGAAGGAGAAGUAUAGACUUGCUCGUCUUAUGGAACAUAAGAUGGAACUUGAAGAAAGAGUUGUGAGGAGCCGAAUGGCAGAGUUUGAUAGAAUGAGAGCGGAGAGAGAGGAAAGAAUUGGUCAAAUCCUCAAGGCACGAAAAGAGGAAAGGGACUUAAAAAGGAAAAUGUUUUAUUUGAAAACUGAAAAAGAAAGUCUCAACAGGUUGCUUGAGGAAGAAGAAACCCGUAAACGGGAAGAGGCUGAAAAGCGUAAGAAAGAGGAGGCUGAAAAGAGGGCAAAGUUAGAUGAAAUACCUGAAAGACAAAGGAAAAGAGAACAAGAACUGGAAGAAAGAGAAAGGCUCAGAAAGGAAGCUAUCUUACGUGGAACACCACCACCACUCAAUGGCCCAACCAGGCCCUCUGAGCUUCCGGCUGUCGGAGUUUCCGCUCCGGCAGCAGCGGCGGCAGCACCAGCUGCAGCUGGUGGAGGAUCUGGUGGUGGGAAAUAUGUUCCCAGCUUCCGUAGAGGUGGGGCGGCAGAGACAAGGGCGGCACAGCCUGAUAGGUGGGGGAGUGGGAAGCAGGAGGAGCGUGAGGUGGCUCCACUGAGCGACAAGUGGCGGCCGUCUUCAUUUGGUGGUGGUGCUAGUGGUGGAGGAGGAAAGAGUUGGUCUUCAUCGAGUUGCAACGACCCGAACCCGUUUCCCGACCUUCCCUCGCCCUACGAAUUCAUAAACCCUUCUUCAACCCUCUUCAGUUCAAUCAACUUCUCUGUUCUGCAAAAUAUGAGUUCACUCGCUAUGAAGCUCACAAGAUCGUUACGCGUCUCUAUCCCUUCCCAAUCCAGCCGUCCAUUAGCAGUGGGCGCCCAAGGAAUCUGGAAGAAGUUUUACUCAUCUUCUGCUCCGUUCGACAGUGCUGACGAGGCAGAUGGUAAUCCAGCUGAUACAAUCGAUGAUGAUGAUUUCCUUCCCCAAAAGCCGGAGCUACAAAUGCAAGGGGUUGAUCCCAGAAAGGGUUGGGGGUUUCGUGGUGUGCAUAAGGCGAUUUUAUGUGGAAAAGUUGGACAAGCACCUCUGCAAAAGAUCUUGAGGAAUGGUAGAACUGUCACCAUUUUUACUGUUGGAACUGGAGGCAUGUUUGAUCAAAGAACAAUUGGAGCCAAAGACUUGCCAAAACCAGCUCAAUGGCAUCGUAUUGCUGUACACAAUGACACACUUGGUGCUUAUGCAGUUCAAAAACUUGCCAAAAACUCUUCAGUUUAUGUAGAGGGUGAUAUUGAAACAAGAGUUUACAAUGACAGUAUUAAUGGUGAAGUAAAAAAUAUACCCGAGAUCUGCAUUCGUCGUGAUGGAAAGAUUCGUCUUGUGAGAUCAGGAGAAAGCAUGACCAGUAUUUCCUUUGAUGAACUACGUGAAGGUUUGAUUUAAAAGACAGUCAUUUUUUACUUGUUUGUAAAAUGGAAUUGACUCAUGGGUCUGAAUGGGUUCAGAAGGUACACCGACCCAAUCAUCAAAGGGUAGGUAAGUAAUUUUGUUGAAACCAAAUUUCUUUUUGUAUUUUAAUUGCUUAUGAUAGCAAAUUGUUUUAAAGACAGACAGAAUGUAGGUUUGAGUUUCUCUAAUCAGGAAUCCUUUAUUUGGCUUGCAAAUAUUUGUUUUUGUAAGAAAUGACAUUUGAUAAAAGAUUGGGAUCUAAAAG
Messenger RNA from Lactuca virosa, 3850 nucleotides. Lineage: Eukaryota; Viridiplantae; Streptophyta; Magnoliopsida; Asterales; Asteraceae. The record is from the annotation of a GenBank genome assembly.